UUUAUAUCCGGAUCGACAGCGGCCAUCAUGCAUCUCUGUGCAGGAGUGAUAUUACUGCUAGUCCCCUGUGUGGUGCUGUCCGUAGACAGACAGAAGGUGUUUGGGAAUCUGCAUGAGUCGGCGUCUCUCCCCUGUACUGUGCAGUGCUCUGGUGAACUGACCUGGACCAGGUUUCAGAAGCAGGACGAUGUUCUGGUCAGGUGUAGCAGCGUCUCGUGCAGGUCUAAAGACGGGUUUAUUGUCUCUUAUGAACAGUACCUGAAGGGGAAUUCCUCCCUGACCAUGCUGAAAGCUGAUUACAGCCUUCGAGGACUCUACAUGGCCAAGUGUGUCUCGGAGACCGUCUGUGAAGUCGUCUUUACGUUGUCCCCUCUAGAGAUGACCCGUGUGAUUGCCCCAGGUGAACCCAUAGACGUGCACUUACCCCUCACUGACCUGGUGGAGGUGAGUUUUACUGCCAGUGAUGCUGUACAACCAUCAAACCUGCAGAUCUGCAGCGUGGACAAGGAGAAGAUCCAGUGCAGUCCAGAUUAUAAAGAGAGAGCGUCUCUCCUCAACACUCUUCAGAUUAAAGAUGGAGACGUCUCUGACAGUGGGAACUACACAGUACGGGAUAAAGUGAAUGAUGAGACUUUAGCCAUCGUAACGGUCCAUAUGAGAGAUGAACCCGUGUCCCAGACUCGCUCUCGAGGACGCCGCAGUGCACCUGAGCCGUGUCCACACAUCAAGCAGCAGGAAGGUGUACCAGUGUGGGUGGUUGUACUGAUACUGAUGCUGCUGCUGAUGGUUGUAUCUGUGCUUGUGGUUGUAUCUGUGAUGCAUGUGCGUCUGAGGAGAGAAGUUCAGCAGCUCCGUGAGAAUGCUGAGAACAGCAGACUCCCUCUCCUCCAGCAGAAUGGAAACGGUAACCAUCCAGGAGAAGAGUCGAAUUUAAAUAACCCUUAGGCCAGGUCCAGAGUGUAUGAUAAGAUAAUUAAUCAGAGUGUAGAUGAGCCACGUCGUAUAAAACUAUUGAUGGCAUUACUCAUGUUACACUCCAUCCACUGCCAGCCCGUGCAGAAUAGAAUUCACUUUAAUCUAUUAAAGUUUUCAGUAAGAAAAUCCAUCUGCAGUGGCAAGAAAAAGUAUGUGAACCUUGUGGAAUUUCAUGGUUUUCUGCAUAAAUUUGUCAUAAAAUGUGAUCUGAUGUUCAUCUAAGUCAGGGGUAUUGACAAAUAUAAUGUGUCUAAAAUAAUAUAACACACAAAAUUCUGAUCCUCAUGUCUUUAUUGAACACGCUCAUUCAACAUUCAAAAUGGCAGUGGAAAAAGUAAGUGAACCCUUAGAAUUAAUAACUGGUUGAACCCCCGCUUGGCAGCAAUAACCUCAACCAGGAGCUUCCUGUAGCUGUGGAUCAGACCUGCACAUCGUUCAGGAGGAAUUUUAUCCCGUUCUUCCUGCAGAACUGCUUUAGCUCGGUCAUAUUCUUUGGACGUCUCAUGUGUAUGGCUCUCUUCACGUCAUUCCAUAGCAUCUCUAUUGGGUUGAGGUCUGGGCUCUGACUCCGCCCUUCCAAAGGCAGAUUUUGUUUCUCUGAAGCCAUUCUGUUGUGGACUUGCUCCGGUGUUUUGGGUCAUUGUCCUGUUGCAUCACCCAACUUCUACACAGUUUCAGCUGACGUACAGACAUUCUCACAUUAUCCUGAAGAAUUGUCUGAUAUACUCGGGAGUUCAUCUUCCCCUCAGUGACUGCAAGCUGGCCGGGCCCUGAUGCAGCAAAGCAGGCCCAGAUCAUGACGUUUCCUCCCCCGUACUUUACAGUUGUGAUGUUUUCAUGAUGACAGGCCGUGUCCUUUCUACACCAGAUGUAGUGCUGUGUGCUUUUUCCAAAUAUUUCAGUCUUAGUUUCAUCAGUCAUCUUUUCAUCUUUUUUCCUUGUACUUUUUUAGGUCAUUAUUUUUUUUUUUAUUCACUGUACAGCAUGUUGAACAAGUUUAUAUGAAAAUGUGACACAAGAAAUCACUGCGUUUUGUAAAUUUUGUAUUUUGUGUAAAAGAUUUAAAGACAUAUUUUGCGAUGUGAAGUUUUAUAAAAAUAAAGCGUUUAUGCUUCUGAAAGUU
Molecule: messenger RNA, 2098 nt
Organism: Ictalurus furcatus (blue catfish)
Lineage: Eukaryota; Metazoa; Chordata; Actinopteri; Siluriformes; Ictaluridae
Exons: 6
Coding region: 28-945 (305 amino acids)
Source: RefSeq, a predicted model, not a curated record